AUGCGGCAAAAAUAUUUAUUCAAUGUGCUCUUAGCGCUGGCCUUCAAAGGAUUAUUGGCUGCCACACUGACACUAUGUGAGAACGAGAAUGAUGCAGACAAUGCCUGUGGCAGCUUCUGCUAUAAGGCCUUCAAGCCUAUGCUGGAGCAUAUUAGUCUAAUGGAUCAGAGCUGUAACAUUACUCAGCAAUCAGUUACACAGGAGCGACUCCUGGCAGCUGAGCAGCAGUUGCUGCAAGAAAGACACAAGGUAAAUGACAUUGAGCACAAGAUGGCUGCCACCAAAGAGGAGUUGGCGAAACAAAAGAAGAUUAUGGAGCAGGCAAUGUGCAGUACGCCGUUCCAGAAACUUGGCAACAAGUAUUAUUACAUUGAAGAAAGUCAGAAGGUGAAUUGGUUCGCCGCUGCGCACAGAUGCCAUGAGCUUGGGUCCCAUUUAGUUAAACUGGAGAGCCUCAAUGAGCUACAUCUUGUGAGCGCCAAGCUCAAGAGUUCAAACGUCUACUGGGUGGAUAUGAACGAUUUGAGCAAGGAGGGCGAAUUCGUAUCGCUGACAACGGGAGUAAAACCAGAGUUCCAUGACUGGCAUAAAGAUGAACCAAGCAAUGGAUAUGAAGGAGGGGAGAAAAAUGGAGAGCAUUGUACUCCAGAGACCGAGAAAGAUGCAGUCAAUGCUUAUGGCCUUAAGAACGAGAAUGAUGCAGCCUAUGAUUGUGAUAGUUAUUGCUUUAACGUAUUGAAGCCCAUGCUGGAGCAUAUUCGUCUACUGGAACAGCGCUGGCAGAGCUGCAGGCUUAGCUCAGCAAUCAGUUGA
This is a messenger RNA of Drosophila busckii, 813 nucleotides long. RefSeq lists its product as uncharacterized. The record is from RefSeq and is a predicted model, not a curated record. The coding region runs from base 1 to 813 and encodes 270 amino acids. Lineage: Eukaryota; Metazoa; Arthropoda; Insecta; Diptera; Drosophilidae. The transcript is spliced from 3 exons.